Aspergillus versicolor CBS 583.65 is the source of this 3138-nucleotide messenger RNA. RefSeq lists its product as uncharacterized. The record is from RefSeq and is a predicted model, not a curated record. Gene Ontology annotation, molecular function: methyltransferase activity. Lineage: Eukaryota; Fungi; Ascomycota; Eurotiomycetes; Eurotiales; Aspergillaceae. The coding region runs from base 1 to 3138 and encodes 1045 amino acids. The transcript has 8 exons.
AUGCCCAGGUCCACCAGAACGACGGGUGGAAGACACCCUGAACCUAGUCGAGAAUAUGACACCCAGUCACUAACUGCGAGUGUAACCGAAUAUCCUAUUGAAAAUGGCAGAACGUACCACAGAUACCAUGAAGGCUCAUACGUAUACCCUAAUGAUGAGCGGGAACUGGAUCGCCUGGACAUGCAGCAUCACAUUUGUAAAAUGCUAAUGGGAGGUCGCUUAUUCUUUGCUCCCUUAAUAAACCCCCAGCUUAUUUUGGACAUCGGUACUGGCUCCGGGAUAUGGCCAAUAGAGAUUGCGCCCUUCUUCCCACACGCCCAAAUCACAGGGACAGAUCUUUCUCCUUGCCAACCCAAUGAGGUUCCCGAGAAUGUCCAUUUCAUUGUCGAUGAUAUAACAGAAGACGAGUGGUUAUGGGACCGCAAUUCUAUCGACUUCAUUCACACAGGACACCUCUCAGGGGCACUGCCCUCAUACAAAGAUCUUAUACGGAAGAUGUACAGACACCUCAAGCCCGGCGGCUGGGCUGAGAUUCACGAAUUCGAUACCAUGGUGAAGUCUGACGAUGGAACAUUACCACCACUAGACGAGUCCAACUUCAGCACAUACCCAUUUCAGGACUGGCUUGAUCUGCAAAUACAAUCAGGCCAUGCGACAGAUCCUCCGAGGCAAUUUCGAGUAGCGCACCGGCUUGCGCGUGGAAUGAGAGAACUCGGCUUCGUUGACGUCCAAGAACGCAUUUUUAAAGCCCCGGUGAAUCCAUGGCAUUCCGACCCGCACCUUCGUAGCGUUGGCCAGUGGAUGGAGACGAAUAUCUUGGAAGCUUUGUCGGGGUGGUCAUAUAAACCUUUGCUUAUGUUGGGGUGGUCCAAGCCGGAGAUCGAAGUCUUCUUGGUUAAUGUUCGACGGAGCGUCCAGGACCGUAGUGUCCAUGCUUAUUUUAAUUUUCAUACAUAUGCCUAUCGGCAUACCGCGAUUACUUCUUCAACUCCUUUAAUUGACCAUGUGUGGAUCAGUGAGGAGCUCCUGGCCUCGACAUUUCGGCGAUUCGCAAGCGGGCAGCGGCGGUAUGAAAGCCGGGUCCCGGGGCCAUUGGAGGCCAGAAGGCGGCUAGCCAAGCGGAGGAAUACAGGCCUAGCUAGUGUAGCUGGCUCGGGACCGAUGGACGAUAUUGCGUGCCUGUUUGGGCGAAAUGGAAAGGAACAUAUGAAAUGGACUAAGCCGGGGAGAAGUCUAGACUACCAGUUCGCUUCGCCGAACCCCCCUGCCGCGCCUGUCAGCUUAUACAAUGAGAAUUUGGACGCCUUCAAUGCCGAGAAUCCGCUUCAAGCUUGGCCUGGCAUUCGCGGUCAGCCGGAGAAACCCACACGCGAGCAGUUUUUUGGUGAACAACUGCGAGAAUACGAAACAGCGAGCGCGCUAAAGGAUGCCAUUCGCGAGAUGGACAUUGAUCUCCGGCAGGAGCCCAGCUAUAGCCGGUUGUUGCUCGAUCAUUUUAUUUCACAAUCGGGUCGCAGAAAAGGCACUAUAAACGAGCUGAUUUUAUUUCUGGAAGAUCCGCAUCUUAACAUUCCUGGAGCUAGGAACUAUAUCGGCGCUAUAGAACAUUAUGCUUCUCGCAGGGCCCGGUUGAGCAAACAGCAUGCUGUAUUCGAUGCCGUCACGCGAGCUUUAGAGCUCGGGACCGUUCCCGCCGAAGAAAUACACGCUAUAAUAAUCAGCCUAUCGGAUUUGGGAAGAACAAAGAAGAGUGCCAAGGCGAACGACGAGAAGCUUUUGACACGGCUCUAUCGCCAAAUGUGGGAAGCUAUUGGCGAGUGCGAUAUAUAUGGGCAUCAGCAUUUGGAUGAACGUAUUGUUGACACUUGGCUUAGCGUUCUCUUGGAAAAUGGAACAGCGGACGACUUCAUCUUAGCCAAAGACAUUCUGUUGGCUACCAAUCACGAUGUGCCAACCGACUCAUGGCUGGCGAAGUUCCUUGCUAGAUGGCUCCACGACCCCCGUUCUUCACGAUUGGGGUUUGACGGGGAGCACGUUAUCGAGCUUUUGAGACCCUUCCAUCCCGACUUGGUGUCGAGUUCGAUAUUAUGUGUCACCGAGGCCCUAUUCUCUUCUGAAAAGACACAUUUUCUGAAAAGAUGGGAGAGCUGUUUAGCUAGACUCCCUGAUCCCUUGGCUAUCGCCUCAUCCCGUGUAUGGACUCAUAUACGCGUAUAUCACGAUGGUACAUCUCAUCUCCCACCGAUGUCACCACGGCAUCGGAUAAUACAGCGUCUCUGGGUACUAUACACUAUGAACGGGGGCACGGUUGGGAAUUCAGGCUCGGAUGUGUCCAGUCCAACUAUGAAGAGCCUUUAUAGGAUGUAUGACACCGCGAGAGGUGAUGAUGGCAUUGAAGACCUGUGGAGCAGCUUGACAAAGGAUAUUCACGAUCUGAAUAUACAAUUUGACUUGGAGGCGAUGGCCGAUGAACUAAGAACCGGAAAGAGCAUGAGCGAUGCAGCUCGGUACACCCUACAGAAAUUCGAAUCUUCUCCCCUGUCCUUUCCCAACAUGUUCGCGGAUAUCCACGUUUUCAACGCUGCGCGCCGGGUUUUCUUCCACAACCUUGAAAAGAUGGUCCGCGAGGUCGACGUCGCAAGUCCUACAUUUCGAAACUAUGCAACCCACACCGCAAGAACGGGGGACACUUACCACGUCUGGACACUUAUUCGCUUCCUCCGAUCACAUACGCCACUCAAGAUAGCCCUGUCAAUGUCAUGGCACCCGCCCGAUCCUGCAGACAAAUCUCUCAUCAGGGACCAGCUAAACCCCAGAACAACCUCCGAGCCGGACCCGCAUGCCUCUCUCGAGCUUAUUCACGCUCUAGCCGCGGCGUUCGCCUGCUCUGAACAACUGUCUCCGCGUAGGGCAUUCCAGUUGGUCCAUUGGCUUUAUGUAUUCUUGUACAAACACGGCGCACCUGUGAGACCGCCUCUGGCACGCGCCUUGUACCACGCAGGCGUGAUUAGGUAUCGAAGGGAGAAAUCGCAUGUCUCCGUUGGGCAGUUUGAGUAUAUCUGGAACAUCGUGGAGCAGGCAGAGGGACCUGAAGUCGUGCGAGCAUUGAAGGCUCGGACCUUUGACGAUUCGGAUUGA